UUAUUUGCUCUCUGUAAUUUCGAUAUCUUCCGCCUCCCAUUUUAUGAUCUUGACUUUAUAUGCAUCUUUGGUUAUUUGGAAUGCACAAUAAAUUGCACAAAUUCGCUUGGAUUGAUUUAACUGAUUUUUUUUUUUAUUUUUUUUUAUUUUUUUAUUUUUUUAUUUUUUGGGUGAAAAAAAUGAAUGAAUUAGUUAUGAGCCGGGCCAGGCUGCCAAAACUAGCAUUUAGAGGCCGUGUUAUAUACAGUAGAACCAAGGACGAGGUUGAGAAAUCCGCAGCGGAGCUGCUCCAUGUUAUUGAAGAGAAGACAAGACAAGAGGAAUCAGUUGCUCUCGGGUUUGAUACUGAAUGGAAACCUAGUUUUGUGAAAGGUGUUUCACCUGGGAAGGCUGCUGUUAUUCAGAUAUGCGGAGACAUGGACAAUUGUUAUGUUUUUCAUAUCUUUCAUUCUGGAAUCUCUCAGAGUCUACAAUUGCUUCUUGAGAACUCCACACCGAAGGUUGGAGCAGGUAUUGCAUAUGAUGGUGGCAAGGUUUUCAAAGAUCAUAAUGUACGUCUAAAAGGUUUGAAAGAUCUGUCUGCACUUGCAAACCAAAAGCUUCAUGGAGGUCCUAGGAAAUGGGGUUUAGCAUCACUAACUGAAAAACUCCUCUACAAAAAGCUUGCCAAGGGGAACUAUAUCAGAUUGGGAGAUUGGGAGACUACAAGUUUAUCAAAAGAACAACUUAAUUAUGCUGCCACAGAUGCUUAUACUUCAUGGCAACUAUAUCAUGAACUAAAGAAGCUUCCUGAUGUUGAUAAAGAAAGCAAUUAGGGCAGACAAUGACCUUAGCUUGCUGCAACUUUGGUAGCAAUUAUUGCAUUAAUGAAAAUAAGUGGGAAAUAUCUUUUUGUGUUGUAGCGCAAUUUUCACACAUUCAAGUGCGCACUUGCUGAAGCAAUUGGGGUUAGGGAGGCUCUCAAAUGGUUGAAGAGCAUGAAUACUGACAGGGUCCAAGUAGAAAUGGAUGCUCCACUGGUGAGCUGGAAGGAUUAAACAACAGCGACAUAAACUCUUCUUUUGACCUCAUCAUUAAUGAUAUUAAGAAACUAGCAUCUUACUUGUUAGCGACAUGCUAAUACAACUGCCCAUUUGUUAGCCAGGGAAGCGGUUGCAUGGAAUGGUUUUCCAUUCUUUUUAAUUAUCUUCUUGAUGUUGUGAACUUUGAUAUGAAUUAAUGAAUUUAAAUGUUUCUCAAAAAAGAAAAAUAAAGUGCACUUUCAAGUCAGAGAUGUUCUUGUCGCCACUAACAUAGUGUACCAUCCUUGAUGAGGCACUUCAGCUACUGCACUUUCUCAACAAGUAAUCUCUGUCACUUUCACAUCUCUUCAAUCUGCUCAUAUAUGACACAAGUAGCUGUUCAAUACUUGGGUAAUUAUUUUUACAGCCAUUCUGAUGGUAGAUGAAGCCAUCAAGGUGGUCGGGUGACUGUUUUGCUGGAGCAGAGGUUUGCUGCUUAUUCCACACACCAUGUUUAGAGGUACGGACUAUGAAUUGUACAUAGACAGAUAGCAUGACUUCAUUUCAUUUAAUGCAAUUUGGAUUGUUCUUGCAAGCAUGGGUUUCCAGUUUCCUGAAUCUCUUAGCUACAAAAACACAGUUGAUUGAUUGUUGAGUUGGCAUGCAUGCUUUUACUCUCAUCUUUUAGCUAAAAUCAAAUGUGACCGACUUUGGGAGGAGAAUUAAAGUUGGUGA
This is a messenger RNA of Ipomoea nil (Japanese morning glory), 1736 nucleotides long. RefSeq names its product Werner Syndrome-like exonuclease. The transcript has 5 exons. Lineage: Eukaryota; Viridiplantae; Streptophyta; Magnoliopsida; Solanales; Convolvulaceae. Gene Ontology annotation, biological process: nucleobase-containing compound metabolic process. Gene Ontology annotation, molecular function: 3'-5' exonuclease activity; nucleic acid binding. The record is from RefSeq and is a predicted model, not a curated record. The coding region runs from base 60 to 815 and encodes 251 amino acids.